This is a messenger RNA of Cynocephalus volans (Philippine flying lemur), 4289 nucleotides long. It is a transcript of the gene ING5, whose product is annotated as inhibitor of growth family member 5. The transcript is spliced from 8 exons. The record is from RefSeq and is a predicted model, not a curated record. Gene Ontology annotation, cellular component: nucleus. Gene Ontology annotation, biological process: regulation of DNA-templated transcription; positive regulation of apoptotic signaling pathway. Gene Ontology annotation, molecular function: chromatin binding. The coding region runs from base 14 to 736 and encodes 240 amino acids. NCBI's taxonomy places the organism in Eukaryota, Metazoa, Chordata, Mammalia, Dermoptera, Cynocephalidae.
GGCCGCGACGAAGAUGGCGACCGCCAUGUACUUGGAGCACUACCUGGACAGCAUUGAGAACCUUCCUUGUGAACUUCAGAGGAACUUCCAACUGAUGCGAGAGCUGGACCAGAGGACAGAAGAUAAGAAGGCAGAGAUCGAUAUCCUGGCGGCAGAGUACAUCUCCACGGUGAAGACGCUUUCUCCGGAGCAGCGUGUGGAGCGCCUCCAGAGGAUCCAGAGCGCCUACAGCAAGUGCAAGGAGUACAGCGAUGACAAGGUUCAGCUGGCCAUGCAGACCUAUGAGAUGGUGGACAAACACAUUCGAAGGCUCGACGCAGACCUGGCGCGCUUCGAAGCAGAUCUGAAGGACAAGAUGGAAGGCAGUGACUUUGAAAGCUCUGGAGGACGAGGCUUAAAAAAAGGUCGAAGUCAGAAAGAAAAGAGAGGCUCUCGGGGUCGAGGCAGGAGGACGUCAGAAGAAGACACUCCAAAGAAAAAGAAGCAUAAAGCAGGGUCCGAGUUCGCUGAUGCCAUCCUGUCUGUGCAUCCCUCCGACGUGCUGGACAUGCCCGUGGAUCCAAACGAGCCCACGUACUGCCUGUGCCACCAGGUGUCCUACGGGGAGAUGAUCGGCUGUGACAAUCCGGAUUGUCCAAUCGAGUGGUUUCACUUUGCCUGCGUGGACCUUACGACGAAACCCAAAGGAAAAUGGUUCUGUCCUCGGUGCGUUCAGGAGAAGAGGAAGAAGAAGUAGGAGAGGCUGUGUCCCGGGCUGCAUCCCCAGAGGAGCAGGCGCGUCCCUUCAGCACGCUGCAGUGUCUUCUUGCAGUUUACGACCACCUUGUUUCAAUUGAAUAACUCGAUGGCCAGUUGUAAUUCUGGAUGUUUCCGAAAACAAACAAGAAACCACCGAGACCUGCUUGCACAGAGGGUCAGUCUUGCAGGGGCUUGCCACAGUGACUUUAUUCUUGUGACUUUCAUCCAGACUCCCCUGCCCCGAACGCGGCAAUUGCUGAGUGAGCCCAAGGGGACUCAGAGGGGGGUUGGCAAACUCGGGCUGCUAGGCGGACACAUUUUAAGCCGGCACACUGCCACCACUCUGCAGUCAGAGGGUCGACCUCGCAUGGUCAUCUGUAGUUUACUAGGACUCUUUUGUGCAGCACGGGGCUCCCCACGCCCCCAGUGCCACCGCAAGCACAUGCGUCGCUCAGCGAGCUGCGUGUGCGGAGGGCCCAGGGCAGUGCUCGCCCGGUGGCUGUCCACGCUCUGACGCUGAUUCCGGUGACUGUGGACUCUCAGCGAGGACACCUGUGAUGUACCUGGGAAGGGCUGUGGGCUCCUCCCGGGAGGAAGUGGCCCUGCCUCCCUGUGCACUGCCCUUUUAGUUUGGACUUGCGGCCCUCCCUCGGCCGGGUUUACCUCCUCGGCCAAACGGCUCUUCGCGAGCCAGGAGCCAGCGGGCCAUCGGUCCCGUGGCCAGCACCGAGCAUCCGGGCCGAGGCCGCGGCUCUCUGGGAGUUCCUGAUGUUUUUACUGUGAAGAUGGAAUUACUGUAGUAGCAUGAAGACCGUGGGGUCUGUGUGUCUAUGAAGUCUACUAAGCUGAUUUUAAAACUCUGUUUAUGCUGCACGUCACUCGAUUGGCAGCUUAUGUCCAAGGGGACUACGAUUGUGUGAUGUGAUUGUAAGUUCGUGUGUGCAGUAGCAGCUCCACAGUGAAGCUGGGAAACUAGAGCGUCCUUCGCAUUUAAUCAGCGUUCACCAAACCGAUUUUGAACCGUCUUUUUGGUAGUAGUUGGGGAAAAAUGCAUCCUUUUGGUCUGUCGAGACACAUUUGUGAUGGUACCUACUGUGUGACCUCUGAGAGCAUCCUCAGACUCUCCAAAACCUCUGGCAUGCGUUCAGAGGAGUUAGAGGAUUCCCGAAGAACUCAGGGGAACCUGUUCCUGUCCUCACACCAGGAAAAGAAACCUGUGAGAUAGAAGUGAAAUGUGAAAUUCGCAAUUUAAGAAGAGUCUCAUUUUCUUUAUGAGGAGGGUCAUCUGGAGUGAUAGACUUGUUUCCUUCUGAUGGCCCCGUUAAUAGUGUAUUUUCCUGCUAGUUUUUAAUGUUUCACUGAGGAGAGGAGAUAAAGCAGAAAGGAACUUGUGGAGCUCUGUAUCCUAGACAGUGCCACCCUGCAAGUAAGUUAACAUUCAGUAAACAAGAACGUCAAGGGGUGGUGGCGGUCAGGGUGCUAUCCAGAUCUAUGACUCUCAGCAGUUCUUUGUCCCCGCAGGGCCUUCUGACUGCCAGUCCUUUCCAGGAGCGAGCCAAGGCGCUUGCCGUCACCUGGCUGUGGGUGUGGGUGAACUGGAGGAUGCUGACGCUCCCAGGUGUCAGGUGCUGGGCAGGUGAGAGGGCGCGGCGGCUGCUGCAGUUCCUCCCGGUCGGCCCCCCAGGUCUGAGGGAGCUUUCUGAGAAUGGAUGCCAUGCUAUAGCCCAGAAAGAAGAGGGUCGGGCUGGCAUCAGCAAGAGCCGGCUGGUUCUCUGCUUCACACCCUCAGUCUCAGCUGUGGCUGUGAGACUAGAGAUGUGUUUUUAUUUAGUAACUUAGCUUUUUGUUAACGCAUGUGUUUAAAAAUGAAAGACUCUUUUACCAUUUUUUUGUGGAGAGGAAUAGCUAAGUGUAGGGAGUUUGUAAUAAGGCAAUGCCUGAUGACUCUUUAGAAGCUAAUUUAAUGCUGAGCAGUUCACACCCACUGUUAUCACCAGGACGUGGUGUGUGUGGACAUAAGGUUUUUGACGGCUGCUUCGGGUUCGAUCGACAUCUGGCUUCCUGAUGUCUUGCUGAGUCCACAGGGACAGCUGGCUUCUGUUAAUGAAGCUUCUGUUUAACACGUGAUGCUGUCUUCUCACCUGUCACUGUAUGCCAGCCCAUGCCUUGAUUUCUAAUUUAAAAAAAUUUUUUUCUAUACUUAUCUGUUUUUAGUGUUUAUUUUUGCCAGUUACAAUAAUAUCACCAAAAUAAUAUACAUAUAGCUUUGGAAAAACCCCAGAAAACAUGAGAAUAGGAAAAUUUCUGGGGCUGGCUGGUUAGCUCACUUGGGUGAGUGUGGUGCUUAUAACACCAAGCUCGAGGGACCCCCGUACUGGCCAGCCGCAGAACAAAUAAAAAGAACAUUUCUUGGGCCAUCGUUUGGAUCCUAACUGAAUGCCUUUCCUGAUGGUCAAUACUGUCUGUGAGUGGGAAAGACUCUCAGGAAUGGUCCUUUGGUUGGAAAAGAAUGUCUUGUCACCUGGCCUGGCUUUGGCCCUGCAUGGACACAGGAGCCAGGCUGCUUGCAUUGUCUGAGCAUCACUCCAGAAGGCCUGGCUGCCCUCUCUCGGGGGCUGAGUCCUGGACCAACCCCCACCCCCACACCUGCCUGGCACUGGACCUGACCCUGGAGGCGGCCGAGGAACCAACUCUGUCUCUUGGAUUGAGGGAGUUCUCUACUGGACCUGGUGGGUCACUCGGCAGCUUUAUCUGAGCCAAGGGGGUGGGUCCUCCACAGCUGUGGGAUUUGCCUGUGAAGGAAGGAGCGUUUUGCUCAGAGCAGAAGCAGAAUCGUUUUCCUCGGUCUCAGUGCUCCAUUAUCAGUCAGCAAUUUGAGGAGAUCCUCUAGUUUUCCUAUAGGAUAAGGCAUGCUACCUUAAAAAGUUGGUUAAACUGAGCCCCUCAACCUGUGAAUGUGCUAGUGGCGCUGUGGCCCAGGACACACCCCACGCUGACCAUGCCCUGGCACAGGUGGACACGAGCCCAGUGUUGGUCAGGGCCAUGGAGGCCGGUCUCUUCCAGUCCACCUGGUGCCGUGUCGGCGGGAGGGUUUGCUGGGAUGGAUGGGGCCAGCAGCCAGCUCCGUGUCACUCCUGUCCCAGAUGGCCGUGCUGCACUCUCCUUCUGACCUGUCCCUGGGAGCCCUUGGCAGGCACUGCUCUGAGCAAUAGUGCUGCCCGAAGAGCAGCUUCCCCAGAGGACCACAGAGCCACCCACGGUGGGCCCUGCCACAGGAUCUGCAGAUGAGGUCUUCGUGGUUUAAAAUAACACAACGAGGGACAUCUGUUAUGGGCAUUGAAGGUUUGUUUCCGUAAGUUUUUAGUGAACAGUGAUUGGUCUCAUUAUGUGUGCUGAGAGGACUUGUAAAAAGGGGAGUCUGAGAAAAAUGUCAUUCAGGGGAGAGUUCUGUGAAGUUUCUUUCUUCCUAGGUAUGCAUUUUAUGGUGUUCACCUUUACCACAUUUCAUCCAAAAAGAUGAUGCAGCUUUAACAUGAAUGUUACAUUUUAUU